Molecule: messenger RNA, 1800 nt
Organism: Pseudonaja textilis
Lineage: Eukaryota; Metazoa; Chordata; Lepidosauria; Squamata; Elapidae
Source: RefSeq, a predicted model, not a curated record
AUGGAUUUCUCCGAGCUUCCCAAGAUCGGGGAUGCGGAAAAGGAGAGUGAAUUGGGGUUUGUCCAUGGCGUCUCUGGGCCUGUGGUGAUUGCCUGCAAGAUGGCGGGUGCAGCGAUGUAUGAGCUGGUCCGUGUUGGCCAUUUUGAGUUGGUAGGCGAGAUAAUCCGUCUGGAUGGAGAUCUGGCCACCAUCCAAGUGUACGAGGAGACCUCGGGAGUCUGUGUAGGGGAUCCCGUGCUGCGAACGGGGAAGCCGCUCUCCGUGGUUCUUGGGCCUGGGAUCAUGGGCUCCAUCUUUGACGGGAUCCAGCGCCCCCUGAAGGACAUCACCGAGAUUACCAAGAGCAUCUACAUUCCCCGGGGCAUCAACAUCUCCGCUUUAUCCCGAGACCUGAAGUGGGACUUUAAGCCGAGUUCCAACAUCCGGGUUGGGAGCCAUUUAACCGGAGGGGACAUUUAUGGGGCGGUUCAUGAAAAUUCCCUCAUCAAGCAUCUGAUCAUGGUGCCCCCCCGAAGCCGUGGCACCGUCACCCACGUGGCCCCAGCUGGGAACUACGACAUUUCGGAUGUAGUUUUGGAGCUUGACUUUGAAGGAGUCAAGGAGAAACUGACCAUGAUGCAAGUUUGGCCCGUCCGGCAGAUCCGUCCGGUGUCCGAGAAGCUUCCGGCCAAUCACCCACUGCUUACCGGCCAGAGGGUCCUAGACGCGCUCUUUCCGUGUGUCCAAGGUGGCACCACAGCCAUCCCAGGUGCCUUUGGAUGCGGGAAGACGGUCAUCUCCCAGUCUCUGUCCAAGUACUCCAACAGUGAUGUCAUCAUCUACGUGGGUUGCGGAGAGCGUGGAAACGAGAUGUCGGAGGUGCUCAGGGACUUUCCCGAGCUCACCAUGGAAGUAGAUGGGAAGACGGAAACCAUCAUGAAAAGGACCUCGCUGGUGGCCAAUACCUCCAACAUGCCCGUGGCUGCUCGGGAGGCCUCCAUUUACACAGGAAUCACCCUCUCGGAAUAUUUCCGGGACAUGGGAUACCAUGUUAGCAUGAUGGCCGACUCCACCUCCCGCUGGGCGGAAGCCCUUCGUGAGAUUUCUGGCCGUUUGGCUGAAAUGCCUGCAGACAGUGGGUACCCAGCCUACCUGGGCGCCCGCUUGGCGUCCUUCUAUGAACGGGCCGGCCGUGUCAGGUGCCUGGGAAGCCCUGAGCGAGAGGGAAGCGUCAGCAUCGUCGGAGCGGUGUCCCCUCCUGGCGGGGAUUUCUCGGAUCCCGUCACCUCUGCAACUCUGGGGAUUGUCCAGGUCUUCUGGGGCCUGGACAAGAAGCUGGCCCAGCGGAAGCACUUCCCCUCCGUCAACUGGCUGAUCAGCUACAGCAAAUACACGCGGGCGCUGGACGAGCACUACGAGCGGCUCUACCCAGAGUUCAUCUCCCUGCGAACGAAGGCCAAGGAGAUCCUGCAGGAGGAGGAGGACCUGGCCGAGAUUGUCCAGCUGGUGGGAAAGGUAGGAGGUCAGAGGCACAAGGGCCGGAAGGGGCCUGAGAGGUUCUGCCCUUUCUACAAGACGGUGGGCAUGCUACAGAACAUGAUCACUUUUUAUGAGCUGGCCCGCCACGCCGUGGAGUCCACAGCCCAAUCGGAGCACAAGAUCACCUGGGCCGCCAUACGGGAGAACCUGGGCGACAUCAUGUACAAGCUCAGCUCCAUGAAGUUCCAGGACCCAGGAAAGGAUGGCGAGGCCAAGAUAAAAGCCUGCUACGCUCAGCUGAAUGAAGAGAUGCAGAACGCCUUCCGUAACUUGGAGGACUGA